Molecule: messenger RNA, 811 nt
Organism: Triticum dicoccoides
Lineage: Eukaryota; Viridiplantae; Streptophyta; Magnoliopsida; Poales; Poaceae
Product: stress-response A/B barrel domain-containing protein HS1-like
Exons: 2
Coding region: 231-566 (111 amino acids)
Biological process (GO): pollen tube adhesion
Source: RefSeq, a predicted model, not a curated record
CUGAUCUUGUCAAACGCCACCAACCCCAGGAUCCCAGAUCCGCGCACAGCUGGGUAAACCCAUCCGCUCCACGCCAAACUGUACAAAGCGCGCGGUGGCCGGACAAGAAAGAAGCUCACCAAGAAACCACACCACCGUCCACCGAGCACACAAGCAAGCAAGCAAGCGGGGAGGAGAGGAGACGGCGGUGCGCGGCGGCGGCCAGCAGCACGAACAAGCCGGGAGCGACGAUGGCUGCGGCGGCGGGGAGCGGCGGCGUGGUGAAGCACCUCGUCAUCGUGCAGUUCAAGGAGGACGUGACCCCGGAGCGGCUGGACGGGCUCGUCCGCGGCUACGCCGGCCUCGUCGACAAGGUCCCCUCCAUGAAGGCCUUCCACUGGGGAACCGAUGUGAGCAUAGAGAACAUGCAUCAGGGGUUCACGCACGUCUUCGAGUCCACCUUCGAAAGCACGGAGGGAGUCAAGGAGUACGUUUACCACCCAGCACACGUCGAGUUUGCAACUGAUUUCUUGGGUUCAACGGAGAAAGUCCUCAUAAUCGACUUCAAGCCGGCAGCGGUCAACUAAUGGCUUCGGCCAAGUGAGACGCCGAGGACUUCUGUUGCCGCCUGCCUUAUCGGUGCUGCUUCUGUGUGUUUGUGUCCGAAUUUCAUCUCGUAUUCACCAGCUAUGUACCUUGUGCUAAAUAAAUCUGUUCGACCUGUUGUAUCUGUUGAGAAUGAACGCUGGAUUUGGUGUAACUGUGUUCUGACAUUUUGUAGCACUUAAUAAUCAGUAUUAUGUGUGAAAGGUUCUUCUUUGUCGCUACUAAA